AUGGUUGCUUCGCCUAAGGGUGCUAUUAUGAAUAGAGACCAAACUCAUCCCUCAACAAAUAUAGCCGAAAAUGACGAUGAUUUAUGGAUGAGCGAUGACGUUUCAUUUUCUAAUUAUCCUAGAGAACCUCCUAGUCUCGCUUAUAAUUUUGUACCUCCUCUUUCUGAAUCUUCCUACCAUCCAUCAAUACCCCCUUCUCUACCUAGAAGUAGCACUGUACAAAGUCAACGCCAAAUUACAAAGAGGAAAGAACAAGAUAAUGGUGAUGAACCAAAAAGAAUAAAAAUAAUUAAGAAAAUUAAAAAAUCAAAAAUUCCGGUUAAAAAGAAACAAAAGAAAAAAGUAACAGUGAGCCGUCCUUUACCCUCAACAUCGGCUGUAGAGUCUAAUAUUACACAAGAUCCCAUACUCGAUGCACAAAAUGCUCCUUUAAGUGAUUCUCCUCCUGUAUCGAUCCAAGCUUCAAAAAGGGACCAGAGAACUUAG
Molecule: messenger RNA, 486 nt
Organism: Meloidogyne enterolobii
Lineage: Eukaryota; Metazoa; Nematoda; Chromadorea; Rhabditida; Meloidogynidae
Source: the annotation of a GenBank genome assembly